Mirounga angustirostris (Northern elephant seal) is the source of this 1849-nucleotide messenger RNA. It is a transcript of the gene CHIT1, whose product is annotated as chitinase 1. The coding region runs from base 125 to 1285 and encodes 386 amino acids. The transcript has 11 exons. The record is from RefSeq and is a predicted model, not a curated record. Gene Ontology annotation, biological process: carbohydrate metabolic process; chitin catabolic process. Lineage: Eukaryota; Metazoa; Chordata; Mammalia; Carnivora; Phocidae. Gene Ontology annotation, cellular component: extracellular region. Gene Ontology annotation, molecular function: chitinase activity; chitin binding.
CCUAGCCACACCCCAGCCCUUCUCUCCCCACUCCGCCACCGCCUAAUUUCAACAGUCCAGGCUACGGUGGAUCAGGGCAGCCUGAUAAAAGGAGAGCAGGUCUAGAGAGCUGGUGGCACAGUCCAUGGCCUGGGCAGGUCUGAUAGUUCUGCUGGCAAUCCAAUGGGGCUCUGCUGCAAAGCUGGUCUGCUACUUCACCAACUGGGCCCAGUACAGACAGGGGGUCGCUUGCUUCUUGCCCAAGGAUGUGGACCCAAACCUGUGCACCCACCUUGUCUAUGCCUUUGCGGGCAUGAAGAACCACCAGCUCAGCUCUAUAGAGUGGAAUGACGAGGCCUUGUACCAGGAGUUCAAUGGCCUGAAGAAGAUGAAUCCCAAGUUGAAGACGCUGCUUGCCAUUGGGGGCUGGAACUUCGGCACCCGAAAGUUCACAGAUAUGGUGGCGACAGCCAACAACCGUCAGACCUUUGUCGACUCAGCCAUUAAGUUUCUGCGCAAUCAUGGUUUUGAUGGCCUUGACCUUGACUGGGAGUACCCAGGAAGCCGGGGGAGCCCUCCUUCAGACAAGCAGCGCUUCACAGCCCUGGUGCAGGACCUGGCCGUCGCCUUCCAGCAGGAAGCCCAGACUUCGGGGAAGGAACGCCUCCUUCUGAGUGCAGCCGUCCCGGCCGGGAGAAAGUACAUAGAUGCUGGAUAUGAGGUGGACAAAAUUGCUCAGAGCCUGGACUUCAUUAGCCUCAUGGCCUACGACUUCCAUGGCUCUUAUGAGAAGAUCACAGGACAUAACAGCCCCCUCUACAAGAUGCAGGGGGAGAGCGGGGCAGCAGCCAAAUUGAACGUGGACUCUGCUGUGCAGCUGUGGCUGCAGAGGGGGACCCCUGCCAACAAACUGAUCCUUGGCAUGCCCACCUACGGACGAUCCUUCACCCUGGCCUCCCCAUCAGACACUGGAGUAGGGGCCCCAGCCACGGGGCCUGGAACCCCUGGCCCCUUUACCAACCAGGGAGGGCUGCUGGCUUACUACGAGGUCUGCUCCUGGAAGGGGGCCAUUGAGCACAGAAUCAAGGACCAGAAGGUACCCUAUGCCUUCCAAGGCAACCAGUGGGUAGGUUUCGAUGAUGUGGAGAGCUUCAAAACCAAGGCCAGCUACCUGAAGCAGAAGGGCCUGGGCGGGGCCAUGAUCUGGGCGCUGGACAUGGACGACUUCGCUGGCUUCUUCUGUAACCAGGGCCUCUACCCCCUCAUCAAGGCACUACAGCGGGAGCUGAGUCCCAGCUCCUUCUGAGGAAAUAACCUUGUCCCAGUACUACAAUUUCCCAAAUUUCAUGCACCCCUGAGGGCUAAGGAAACUGUUGAAACCAUUCUCUUUCCAGGCUCUUCUUCCCCUUUCUGACUGUGGCAAUGCCUGUCGGGGGUGUCGGUAACCGGGGCUUCUCUCUGGGGGCCCUCAGCCUGGGAACCACAGCUUGCUCCUCUCUUCAGACGGAAAGCUUGCACUCAGCCUGCAGUGCAAGACCCCCGGGGGCCCUCGCCAGUGUAUGGCUGGUCUGUGCAGACGGUGGAUGGCCAUCGACUGCCUCUUACCUGUGUGGCCCCCGUGUGGCCCAUCGAGCUGUGCCGCAGCCGUGGGCAUAGCGUUGUCGGGCUGUUCUCUGCCUGUGGGUGGGGAUCCCUUGGAGGAGAUUUGGCUGAAUCUUCCCUCUUUCCCCAGGUCUUCCCUAUAUGCCUUUAGGCACGCCAGAACCGGAAGUCCCCACACCACGCGGGCCUUCUGAACCUGAGCGUGGCCCCAGCCUUGAACAGGACGCCUUCUGCCAAGGCAAAGCCAACGGGCUCUACCCUAACCCUC